Molecule: messenger RNA, 10203 nt
Organism: Gigantopelta aegis
Lineage: Eukaryota; Metazoa; Mollusca; Gastropoda; Neomphalida; Peltospiridae
Product: dedicator of cytokinesis protein 7-like
Exons: 49
Coding region: 18-6668 (2216 amino acids)
Biological process (GO): small GTPase-mediated signal transduction; positive regulation of GTPase activity
Molecular function (GO): guanyl-nucleotide exchange factor activity
Source: RefSeq, a predicted model, not a curated record
CAUCAACAUUAAAGAAAAUGGCUGCUCCUGGCCAAAGAGCCUUUGCUCAAAAGUUAAAUAAACAGGGGGCAGCAGAGGUGAGAAGACAGGUGUCAUCCACUGUUUUGUUUGCUCCACCUGAACUCACAAAGAGUGUCAGUGGCCUCAACUUGGCUGUAGCUCAACAUGGACAAGGGCUGCAUCCGGCUGAUGGGAUUGAACCCCCAGAUUUUGAAGACUUUGUCAUCCAGAACCAGUGUCUGAUUGAGCGUGACCCAUUCCGCGAUCUGCUGCUGUACCCAGAGGAUGACAUCGAGGUUCACCAGAUCCCACGCACGUGUCGCACCGUCAGCCCCGUCGUCCCGGAGAUCAGCAAUGACAUGGAUCCUAUCGUGAGUGACUGUAUCAAGCGCUACACAUCAGAGUAUACAGCUGUUACUCGCAGAUAUCAAAAGUACAGUUCGAGUUUUUACAGCAAGGAUCGACUGUCAGAGUUAGAUGGAAUUAUUCACCAGGAGUACGAGAUCGAUGUGGAAGAUGCACCAUCCACCUUUGACAGGGAGAACACGAAACGGCAGUCAAUUCACAUGAAUGAGACGCCUCGGGGGAGCUGGGCGAGCAGCAUCUUCGACUUGAAGCAGUCACAGGCCGACGCUCUUCUGCCCAAUCUGUUCGACCGCAAGUCUUCCGAGGAGGUCGACAAACAGAACGAGGAUCAGAGGCAGCAGAACAGACAGGAUAACAUCUUCAGUCUGUUCACAGUGCAGGACGAUGACGAAGGUGUCGAGAAACGCCCACCAGCUCCCAUCCCUGCUGAGCACUUUGGUCACAAAAUACUUGUUAAAUGUUUACAGCUGUCUCUCGAGAUGGAAGUGGAACCAGUGUUUAUCUCUAUGGCUCUCUAUGAUGCCAGGGAACGUAAAAAGAUAUCGGAGACUUUUCACUUUGACUUGAAUUCGGAACACACCAAGCAUCUGAUUGGAAUGCACGUUCCUCAUCAAGACAUCUCCACUCUGAGUCGGUCGUGUAUCUUCAGUUUAACCUACCCAUCUCCAGAUGUGUUCCUUGUCGUCAGGCUAGAGAAGGUUCUGCAACAAGGGGACAUAAGUGAGUGUGCAGAACCCUACAUGAAGGAAGACAAGUCUGCCAAAGAGGAGAAGUACCGCGCGAAUGCCGUUCAGUUCUGCGAGCGGCUCGGCAAGUACCGCAUGCCCUUCGCCUGGACGGCCAUUUACCUCAUGAACAUCGUCACCGGCGGAAACUCUAACAGUCUGGAGAGAGAGGCAUCGGUGGAGAAAAACUCUGAGAGUGAGACGUCACGGGCAACCAGUCUGGAUCGAAGGAGUGGCAACCUGGGAGGUCAGAUGCAGGGAUUCCGCAGACAGUCGAAGGAUGACCUCGCGACAGCUGGCCGACGUGGUUCGGUGGACCGCGGCCGCAGUGGUUACGACAAGAGACGCAGCUGGUCUCCAGACAGCUACGGAGCGAGUCUCGACAACUUCCGACCUGUCACCCUCACAGUGUCGAGCUUCUUCAAACAGGAAAGUGACAAGCUCAGUGAUGAUGAUCUCUACAAGUUUCUGGCUGACCUUAAACGACCUUCAUCUGUCCUUAAGAGGGUUAAAUGUAUUCCAGCCACUCUAAAGCUAGACAUCUCUCCGUGCCCCGAAGAGCCGAAAUACACGUUGACAGCCGAGCUAGCCAAGGUCGACCCAUACCCGGACGACAAGGGGAGACCGACCAAGGAAAUCACAGAAUUUCCUUCCAAGGAAGUCUAUAUGCCGUACACCUCUUACAAGAAUUCACUGUACAUUUAUCCCAAGUAUCUGAACUUCUCCACUCGUCAGGGGUCAGCUCGGAAUUUAGCUGUUAAGAUUCAGUUCAUGGCUGGUGAAGAAGAAAUUCAUGCUUUGCCGGUGAUCUAUGGUAAAUCAAGCUGUCCUGAGUUUACAAGAGAAGCGUACUCGGCUGUCACUUACCACAACAAGUCUCCUGAUCUAUACGAAGAGGUGAAGGCAAAGCUGCCCGCCAAACUGACGGAGUUCCACCACAUCAUGUUCACGUUCUACCACAUCAGCUGUCAGGUGAAGAAGAACGAACCCACGCCCACGGAGAUACCUGUAGGAUACACGUGGCUGCCUCUGAUGCGAGAUAACCAUCUGGUGGUUGGAGAAUUCAGUCUUCCCGUCUGUAUAGAACGACCCCCUCCACGCUACUCCAUGCUGCAUCCAGACGUGAAACUUCCCAACAUGAAAUGGGUGGACAAUCAGAAAGGUGUGUUCAAUGUCGUUGUCAAGGCAGUGUCCUCGGUCCAUCCACAGGAUGAACACAUUGACAGGUUUCUUCACCUGUGUCAAGCGGCCCAGGAGCAGAAACUUCCGCCUCGCAUGACGGAGAUCAGCUUUGAAACGGAACUCAAACGAAGCAUCAUGGACAUUACACGAGCUAAGGGAGAGAAUCUCGUUCAGUUUCUGUCACUGAUCCUUGACAAACUGAUACUGCUUCUUGUUCGGCCCCCGGUUAUUGCUGGCAAUAUGUUGAACGUGGGUCAGAACACGUUUGAGGCGAUCGCGCAGGUUGUACAACAGGUUCACGAACUGUUGGAGGAGAAGAACGAUCAGAACGGACGGAACACGUUGCUCGCCUCCUACAUCCAGUACAGCUGUUCCCUGGCCCACCCCACUGUCAACAGUCAGAGUAUGUAUACAGAUUUAUCUCCAGUACUGAGCCCGUCUUUGCAUUCACAAGGGUACGCAACUCUUGGCCGACCCUCAUCUCUGCCAAUCAGCAAGCAGGCAUACCAGCGCAGCACCAGUAACCCUGACCUUGCUGGCCUCACACCCACAUCUCCAGACGCAGAGGUCGCAGGCUUCAUUAUAGGACGUCAGCUUGACAGGACUGGCAGCAUGAAGGGAGAUGAGUUUUCUGGUCAGAACUACGCCAAAGUCAGAGGCAAGAAGUAUAUACAUGAAGAACUUGCUCUCCAGUGGGUCGUCUCGAGUGGUUCAACACGAGAACUCGCUCUUGGCAAAUCCUGGUUCUUCUUUGAGCUGAUGAUAAAGGCGAUGGCUGAGCACUUAGACCAGACCGACAGACUGUGUUCUCCGCGACAGAUGAGAUUUUCCGAUCACUUCAUUGAUGAUGUGUCUUCCCUGAUCAGCAAUCUCAUUAAAGACAUUGUAGAAAGACAUAUCAAGGAACCUCCCCUUAUUAAGGCACUAAACACAAGUUUAGCGUUUUUCCUGCAUGAUCUUUUGUCGCUGGUGGACCGAGGACUUGUGUUCAGUUUUAUCAGCCAAUACUGUGAGGUGAUUGCCAGUCGUAUUUCCCAGCUGUCUGACCCUACGAGCCUCAUGCUGCUUCGUCUCGACUUCCUUCGCAUCAUCUGCAGCCACGAGCACUACUACCCCCUGAACCUGCCGUUUGGAACCCCCCUCACCAUGUCGGGGGGAGCCUCCAGCCCCACCCCCAGCUCGGGCAGCGCGACAUCCCACAGCUCCUUUGCAUCUAACACCUCGACCAGCACGCUGACAGACAAGGGAAUCUACUACUCACUGAGCGCUGACUUCAGAAGACAACACUAUCUUGUCGGUCUUGUGUUAGCGGAUCUAGCAUCGGCGUUAGAUACGUUCAAUUCAGCGAUUCAUCAGAGAGCUAUCAACGUGGUGCGCAAUCUUCUCUUCAACCACGACCUUGACAUUCGCUACAUGAACCCGGACAUAAAGUGUCGGCUGGCGGCGCUGUACCUGCCUCUGGUGAGCAUCGUGAUCGAGGCCCUGCCUCAGUUGUACGACCCCUACACAGAGGGCCGGCAGCGCAACUCCAACAACUUUGACGAGGAGGGCGACAAGAUCAGUCAGAAACUGGCCAUGGCCAUCGCGGGAUCCACUUUCUUCAGCCGGGCCACAGACUCGCUGUACGACCCCAGUGAAGCAGCAGCCAAGGCGAGGAAGUGUCAGCUGAGUGCAGACUCGACCCAGAACCUGCUGAUCUGUUUCCUGUGGGUGUUGAAGAACGCCGACCACUCGGUUCUCAAACACUGGUGGUCCGAGCUGCCCAUGACCAAACUGAGUCCACUUCUCGAGGUCAUCUACUACGCAGUGUCCAACUUCGAGUACAAGGCCAAAUGGGCUAUGAUGAACUUAAACCUUCUGUCCCAUUUGCGACUUUUGUCUUCAUCUGAGGAGACACUGGAAGACUGGCAGGACUCCCCCACAAACACAACACUACGACCCAAAAGCCACACUCUGCCCAAAUCUCAGUCCCUACAUGAACAGCUGUGGGAGGGCAUCCAGAAAAAGUCGCACGACUUGCUCCGCGGCACUGGCACACUGCUAAACCGCAGCUUCUCCCGAGAUGACCCAGCAACACAGGUCCAGGGUAAGAAGCUGAUGGCCCAGUACUCCCAGCAGACUCUGAAGAAGAGUGUCGACAUGAAGUCCAAGCUGGAGGACGCCAUCUUGGGCACGGGCAGUGCUCGGUCCGACAUGAUGAGGCGGAGAGGGACGGCGUCCAGCCUAGCAGGAGAUCACACUCCACCGCUCGUUGCCCCUGAAGGGGGAGGCUCCAGACUGCGCUGGCGUAAAGAUCAGCUACAGUGGAGACAUUCUUUGGAGAUACAUGACAGGGUUGUCCCCCUUCGUGCCAGUACGAAGCCGCGAGACGUCGAUUCUGAUGCCCACGUAGAAGGCAGUCUGGCAGCCGAAGUGAGCGUCAUAUCUCUGGACAUUCUCGAAAUCAUAGUUCAGAUUGCCCAGUCAUCCGAGAUGAUGAGUCCUCUGCUCGGCAGUGCGUUGAGGGUUUUGCUGCACAUGCUCGGCCUCAACCAGAGUGUACUGGUCCUCCAGAAUAUGUUCGCCAUCCAGAGAGCGCUAGUCACCAAAUUCCUUGACCUGCUGUUUGAGGAGGAGACGGAGCAGUGUGCCGACCUGUGUCUUCGACUGCUGCGACACUGCAGCUCGUGUAUCGGAAACACGCGGGCUCAAGCCAGUGCGUCCCUCUAUCUCCUCAUGAGACAGAACUUCGAACUCGGAAACAAUUUUGCACGAGUGAAGAUGCAGGUUACAAUGUCGCUGAGUUCUCUGGUUGGUCAGAAUCAGAACUUCAACGAGGAGUACUUGAGGAAAUCUCUCAAAACCAUCCUGACGUACGCUGAGGCUGAUGUGGAGCUUCAAGAAACAACCUUCCCAGAACAGGUGCGUGACCUGGUGUUUAACCUGCACAUGAUUCUGUCGGACACUGUCAAGAUGAAGGAGUUCCAGGAAGACCCCGAGAUGCUGCUGGACUUGAUGUAUCGCAUCGCCAAGGGUUACCAGACGUCUCCCGAUCUCAGACUCACCUGGCUACAGAACAUGGCAGGAAAACACAGCGAGAAAGGGAAUCACGCCGAAGCGGCUCAGUGUUUGGUGCAUGCUGCGGGUCUGGUGGCGGAAUAUCUCAACAUGCUGGAGGACAAACCCUAUCUACCAGUGGGCUGUGUGGCCUUUCAGAAGAUCACUCCCAACAUUCUUGAGGAGAGUGCGGUGUCUGAUGACGUGGUGUCACCUGAUGAGGAAGGAAUCUGUACGGGGAAGUACUUCACGGAAAACGGCCUGAUAGGAUUACUGGAGCAGUCUGCCAGCUCCUUUACUAUGGGUGGCCUGUUUGAAGCUGUCAAUCAAGUGUACAAGAUCCUCCUCCCGAUCCACGAGGCAAGUCGCGACUACAAGAAGCUGGCUCACAUCCACCAGAAACUGCAGGAGGCAUUCAACAACGUCAUCAAACAGGAAGGAAAGCGGAUAUUUGGGACAUAUUUCCGAGUCGGUUUCUACGGGACUAAGUUUGGUGAUUUGGAUGGUGACGAGUUUGUGUACAAGGAACAGUCGAUCACAAAACUCUCAGAGAUAUCGUUCAGACUGGAGAGUUUCUACGGUGAUCGAUUUGGUUAUGAUGUUCUUCAUAUGAUCAAAGAUUCUAACACAGUGGAAAAGGAGAAGCUAGACCCAAACAAGGCCUACAUUCAAAUCACCUAUGUUGAGCCAUACUUUGAUAUGUAUGAAUUCAGAGAGAGAAUCACAUACUUUGAUAAAAACUACAAUAUUAGGCGUUUCAUGUACGCGACCCCGUUCACGCUGGAUGGGCGAGCGCACGGAGAGCUUCACGAGCAGUACAAACGGAAGACGAUCUUAACGACCAGCCACAGCUUCCCGUACGUCAAGACCAGGAUGCAGGUCAUCGAGAGGCAACAGAUUAUUUUGUCGCCGGUAGAGGUGGCUAUUGAAGAUGUUCAGAAGAAGACCAAAGAGCUGGCGUUGGCGUUACGACAGGAGCCGCCCGACACCAAGAUACUCCAGAUGGUCUUACAGGGCUGCAUCGGCACAACUGUCAACCAGGGCCCUCUCGAGGUUGCACUUGUCUUCCUGGCUGACGUGGCCGAGGGGAAACAACUGCCUAGUAGACACCACAACAAACUUCGCCUCUGCUUCAAAGACUUCUUAAAGAAGUGCGGCGAUGCAUUACACAGAAACAAGUCUCUGAUAACCCACGAACAGAAGGAAUACCAGCGGGAACUCGAGCGGAACUAUCACACCUUCAAAGAGAAACUUCUACCAAUGAUUUCCAACUCCACCACACUCCGCCGGUCACGGCAUCAUAAGAGCAAAGAAGGAAAAGAGAGAAAGAGAAUGGAACACAAUGUGACAACGUGUUGAAUGAGAAAAAGACUGGAACAUCAGCAUUUUGAAUGGACCAGUGAGUUAACAUGUGGAAAGAGAAUGCAGCGGUGUUUUGAAAGCCUGAAUCCGAGAAUAGACUGCUAAUUCAAUACAUUGAUACCAAAGAGAAUGGUACACAAUAUAUUAACACCGAGUGGUUCAACUGUUAAAAAAAGAAGAAAAGAAACGGUAUCAGCAGGAAAUGUUGUCACUGUUGAGCCAUGGUCAGAGAAAACAAACUUUAAUAACAAAAGACAUCAUGCAUUACUGACAUUAGGACGAAGGACAUUAAUUGUCUCAUCUUAUUUUCUGUUUUAAAACAUUGACAAGCAGACAAUCAUGGAGUCUACACAUGGACGGAUAUAGUUACAGGAAAUAUUGACGUUAGUCAUCAGCUAAUUCUGUGCUCACGGACUACAUAUAUUUCAGCUGAUGAUUGUUUACAUUUCCUAGUUGUUUAUUAGUGAUUAUAUUGUAUUGUUAUUAGCUACAUUGGUGCACAUGAAGACCAUGAAUCAGAGAGUCUUUGUUUCACUGCAUCAGCUAUUUGUAGAAGUAUGUGCAAGUCGCAUUCAGUCUGUAAUGAGCAUUUAUCCUUUGAUGAAUCAGUUUGAAAUUUUUAUGAACACAGACACCAUAUUGCUUUCAGGUCCAAUGUAGGUCAUGUCAUCUUGAUUAUGCUCUGCAUGAAGGUUUUAGUGUGUAAUUGGUCAAAAUACUGGAUUCAAAUGAAGUGCUAGCCCUGACUGUCUGGGGCAUGGGAGACUAUAAGGUAGAUGGAUGAGAUCAAUUUUGCCAUGUAUCAAGUUAAAAGAGUGCAGAUACCCAAAGGUUUCUGCAGACUCAAAAUUAUUAGUAGUUGUACUUGUCAUAAAAAUCAAUGUCUCAAGAUAUUUUAUGCUCCAAUAAUGUACAAGCAUGUCAGUGUCUGUUUUAUUGCCUCAUACAGCAGCAACACACCAGGAUUAAACAGCAAAAAAAAAAAAAGAGUACUUGUUUAAAAAGCCUGGUCAUUGAUGUUGGGGUCUAGGUUACCACUGAUAGUUCAUCAAGACAAGUUCACAUCAAAUUCAUCUUUAAAAAAAAAAAACGUUUAGCAGUCAUGUGCCAAAAUUAUAUGAUUAAAUUCAUCUUUGCCUCGGUUCUGUCACUAUGGGUCUGUAUCCCGUCCGUCUUGUUCCUGUAGUGUUGCUGUGUUGACAAGUGUUGCAUUUACAUUAUUUAGUAGCGAGGCAGACUGGGCCUGCUUUGUCACCAUAAUAGUAAAACCACAGUUCAUGGUCUCACAGCUGAUAGUUAGCUUUGUGUUACCUGGUUUGUCCCUAUAAUACCACAGUUCAUGGUCUCACAGCUGAUAGUUAGCUUUGUGUUACCUGGUUUGUCCCUAUAAUACCACAGUUCAUGGUCUCACAGCUGAUAGUUAGCUUUGUGUUACCUGGUUUGUCCCUAUAAUACCACAGUUCAUGGUCUCACAGCUGAUAGUUAGCUUUGUGUUACCUGGUUUGUCCCUAUAAUACCACAGUUCAUGGUCUCACAGCUGAUAGUUAGGUUAGUGUUACCCAGUCCUUAUUUGUCCCUAUAAUACCACAGUUCAUGGUCUCACAGCUGAUAGGUUAGUUUUACGUGGUUUGUCCCUAUAAUACCACAGUUCAUGGUCACACAGCUGAUAGUUAGGUUAGUGUUACCCAGUCCUUAUUUGUCCCUAUAAUACCACAGUUCAUGGUCACACAACUGAUAGUUAGCUUUGUGUUAUUGAUUACCACCAUGAAUAGAAGCAGUCUUUGGAUUGAAAUGUCGUGAUUUACUCACUGGAAAUGACAUAAAACAUUUUACUGUAGGCUUAUGGGGUGUUAUGAAAAUUAGACCUGCUUGAAAACUAAAACCUUCAGCACAUGCUUUGUUCAAAAUACAUGUAUUUAAAGCAUUUUUAAAACUAAAACCUUCAGCACAUGCUUUGUUCAAAAUACAUGUAUUUAAAGCAUUUUUAAAAAUCAGAAAUGUGUAAGGACAUGUAGGAAUCUCAUUUCCUAUAAGAAAUUGUAAAUGAACUGCUUUAUUAGUCACAAAUAGUUUACAGACUUUGUAAAAUUAGUGACAUGCUUUAAAAAUAAGAUGAAAUGAUCUGGAAUCACGGUGCAAUAGUGAAACUGAUUGUUGAUUGUCCACAUAAUCGUUAUAGUGUGCAGUGAAUCGUAUACUGUGUUAUUAAUACAAUACAUAAAAACUUUAAUGUUAGAAUUCUCUGAGGAGCAUUUUUCUUUUAUUUUAUCAUUCUUAUGUUUUAGGUGGGUUUUUAACAUGUGCAGUUGAUGUUUGUGUUUUUAGACAUAAUAUACAGGUGGGUGCAAAGCGUGAGCCAUUGUACUGCACAAUAUUAUUAAGACAACCACUUGAUAGUUUUAUUGCCGGUGACAAAAUACUCCACAUUAAUAUUCUAGUUUUAACUUCAAGUUUUGUUUGGUGCUACUCGCAUGAACCUAGUCCUUAAUUAUAUAUGUGCAAUAUUUGCUAUGCUUUUUUUAAUACUUUUAUAUUGUCAGUUAUUUAUUUUGUACUUAUUUUGUUAGCAGUUUUAAGCCUUUCACUGUGAAAUACAUCUUCAUGUCACCACUUCAUGUACAGAAAACAAGACAUAGGGCACUAGUUAAUGUAUAGCACCAUUGUUUUUUAUGUGUUGUUUUUAAUUCAUUCAUUUUAACAAACGGUUGAUCAUAAAUAUUCAUUGAAACCAUUAUGACAUCGGUAUUCACACAUACCGCCUAUUGAAACCAUUAUGACAUCGGUAUUCACACAUACCGCCUAUUGAAACCAUUAUGACACCCGUAUUCACACAUACCGCCUAUUGAAACCAUUAUGACACCCGUAUUCACACAUGCCGCCUAUUGAAACCAUUAUGACACCCGUAUUCACACAUACCGCCUAUUGAAACCAUUAUGACACCCGUAUUCACACAUACCGCCUAUUGAAACCAUUAUGAUACUCGUAUUCACACAUACCGCCUAUUGAAACCAUUAUGACACCCAUAUUGAAAUCCUUGAUCCUAGUUCUUAAUGUUCAUACUUGUUCUGUUUCACAAAACUACCUGUGAAUGUACUACAAGCAUGAGGACAACCAGAAACCAAUGUGAUUUGUCAGUAUUUAUCAUGUGAAGCAAGAUGUUGCAAGUGAUGUGUAAUUUUACAGUAAAAGCUGAAAUACAUGAAACAGUUUUACCCUUCCUAGUUACUAGUUGGUACCUGUAACACAACAGAAUAAAUUGUGAUGCCUGUCUAUUUUAUCUGUACUGUAUUCACAUAGCCAAUAUUGAAGGAAGGAAGGAAAUGUUUUAUUUAAUAACGCACUCAACACAUUUUAUUUACGGUUAUAUCACGUUGGGCAUAUGGUUAAGGACAUAUCCAAUAUUGAAAGUUUUAAUGUGGUUUUACAAUAUAUUUAUGUGUAGUGUUCCUCCUUUGUGUCUCAUCAGUGCCUAUUACUGUCAGUCAUAUUUAUAAUUGAUGUACAUUGUGCAAAAUAAAUAUCUUGUGAACAC